This is a messenger RNA of Prorocentrum cordatum, 1260 nucleotides long. The record is from the annotation of a GenBank genome assembly. Lineage: Eukaryota; Dinophyceae; Prorocentrales; Prorocentraceae.
AUGCUGGAGACCCUCUGCGGCCUGCCGCUGGCCUGGGACCAGUGCGCCCACCGGCUCGCCGAGGGCGCGCUGCCGGUGCUGCGGAGCCAGCCGCUGGGGCCCCUUCUGCCGAUCCUGCUCCAGGCCGCAGACGCGAAGGCACACGCGCUCGUUGAGGCCGUCGCGGACGUCAUCUGCCAGCAGCUCCCGGGGGCGAGCGCAGGCCUCCGGGCGGAUGCCACCUGCGCCCUGAUCUCCAGCGGCCUGGGCCAGAAGAGCGCGCCGACCACGCUGCGGGGGCUCCAGCAGGAGGCGUCCUUCCCCAUGUUCGCCUCCGCGGUGGCCGGCCUCGGCGAGCGGGAGACGGAGGACCCCGACCUGGCGGCCUGCGGGCAGUCCCUGGCGGAGCGCCCGGGUCAGCUGUCGACGCUCCCGCCCGCGGCCCUCCUUCGCCUCGCCGUCGCGGCGACCAGGUCCGCCGCCGUGGCGGCGGGGCUGAGGGGCGCGCUGGCACGGGCCGCGGCCGAGGGGCUGCAGGGCUGGGCCGUGGACGACGUCUGCAAGCUGCUGCUGGCGGCCGCGAGGCCCAAGGUCGACGCCGGCGGCGAUGGCGUCGAGGAGCUCUUUGGCAGUGCCGCGCGCGUCAUGGAGCCCAAGCUCCCUGGACUGUCGACCUCGCAGCUCAUUAAGCUGGCGCUGGCCGUGACGAGGGCUCCGGGGCGUUCUGGCCGGCCGCUACUGGAGUCGGUCGCGGGCGAGUCCUGCCGGAGGCUGGCGGAGGUGCCCAUCCCGCAGAUGUUGCUGCUGACGCAGGGGCUGCUGCCGCUGGGCGGGGACCAUCAGGCGUUCCAGCGCGUGCUGGCGUUCUGGGCCGAUCCGGAGGUGCUGAGCAUCAGCAGCGGCGGGAAGGCCACCUCCAGCCUCACCGCCGACCAGCUGGCGAAGCUGAUGCAGAUGCUCGCCCCGGUCGCCCCGCACCACGCCGCCUGCGAGGCGCUGGCGCAGGUGCUGGUGGGCCAGGCCGACAAGCUGACUGCCGCCGGGCGCGCCUCUCUGGAGGCCGCCUUCCCCGGCGGCGGCGGGCCCGACGUCCGCGGGCGCUCGGCGCUGCUGCGCGCGCUCGGCCCGGGGGGCGGCGGUGCGAGGCGCAGCGGCAGCCGCGGCGGCGGCGGCCGCAGGGCGCCCAAGGCGGAGGCUGACCGCAGGGCUCCCAGGAGCCGCAGCCGCGGGCGCCAGGGGAGUCGCAGCCGCAGGAGGAGCCGGAGCCGCCGCAGGCGCUGA